UGAAGUGCUGCAGCGAGAGAGCACUGCGUCGGGUAGGGGGACAAAAAAAUCACGCUGCGCGCUUCACUUACGUCGGAUCCACUUCUAUUGUGGGAAAAAAACACAGACAAGAUUUGUUCAACCGACAGCUAUGGGCUUUAACAAGCUCAAUCUACUUUUGUCGCCUUAAAUGAAGACCCACUGAGCUCACGAUUCCAAGUGUAAAGUCGGCACUCUUGCUUGUCUCUCUCGUAUACCAACCGGCGUGGUCAGAAUGGAGGACACAUACAAUAACAGGACUUCCCUGGUUAAAGGGGCUAAGGACAUGGUGAAGGAGGCAAAGCGUCAGGCAACAAAGAAGGUCAACAAAGUGGUGGACCGUGCCACGGACGAGUAUUCAUCCCAUCACAACUACUCACGAUUCCAGGACGAUGAGGUUGAUGAUGAGGAAUUCUACAGGAAUCCACCUGGGCAAGAUGGAGAGGGUUACCAUGACAACGAUGAGGGCUCCAGCGAUGCCACAGAGGGCCAUGACGACGAGGACGAGAUUUACGAGGGCGAGUACCAGGGGGUGCCCUCCACGGGAGACAGGAAGCAUAAGGAGGGCCAAGUGGCCUUGGGGCAACCCAUGUCAGAUGCAAUGAGGGACAGAAAGGAGCUGGAACAGGAGCGACAGGCUGAUGAGGAGGAGCUGGCGCAGCAGUACGAGCUGAUCAUCCAAGAGUGUGGCCACGGGAGGUUCCAGUGGCAGCUGUUCCUGGUUCUUGGAUUGGCCCUCAUGUCUGAUGGGGUGGAGGUGUUUGUUGUGGGCUUUGUGCUUCCAAGUGCAGAGACAGACAUGUGUGUGCCCAACUCCAGCUCUGGAUGGCUAGGGAGCAUUGUUUACCUGGGGAUGAUGCUCGGCGCAUUCUUUUGGGGAGGAAUGUCUGACAAAGUGGGCCGGAGACAGUGCCUCCUCAUUUGCAUGUCCACCAACGGCUUCUUCGCCUUCCUGUCAUCUUUUGUUCAGGGAUACGGCUUCUUCCUUGUUUGCCGCCUCGCCGCCGGGUUCGGGAUAGGAGGUGCUGUGCCCAUCGUUUUCUCCUUCUUUGCAGAGGUGUUAUCCAGGGAGAAAAGAGGUGAACACCUCAGCUGGCUGUGUAUGUUUUGGAUGAUUGGUGAGAUCUACGCUUCGGCCAUGGCCUGGGCCAUUAUCCCUCACUAUGGAUGGAGUUUCAGCAUGGGCUCAGCGUACCAGUUCCACAGUUGGAGGGUGUUUGUGGUCGUCUGUGCCCUGCCUUGUGUGUGCGCUGUGGUCGCACUUACCUUCAUGCCUGAAAGCCCCAGAUUUUACCUCGAGGUGGGGAAGCAUGACGAAGCCUGGAUGAUCCUCAAACAAAUCCACGACACCAACAUGAGAGCACGUGGGCAGCCAGAGAAAGUCUUCAGCGUGAACAGGAUAAAGAUCCCAAAGCAGCUUGAUGAAUUGGUUGAAAUGGAGUCAGAGUCUGGAAAUCCAGUUUCCAAAGCUAUCUUCCGGAUGAAGGCCGAAAUCCAUGGGAUCUAUCUGAAUCUCAUGAAGUGUUUCAACUACCCGAUGCGAGAAAACAUGAUACGACUCGCCGUAGUGUGGCUCACGCUGUCGUUUGGGUAUUAUGGUCUGUCUGUCUGGUUUCCUGAUGUCAUCAAACACCUCCAGGCGGACGAAUAUGCCUCCAAAGUCCAAAUGCACAGCAACGAACGCAUCGCAGACUUCACCUUCAACUUCACACUGGAGAACCAGAUACACAAAAAUGGCCUUUUUAUCAACGAUCGAUUCAUCAGCAUGAAGCUAAAAUCUGUCACCUUUAUCGACUCAACCUUUCGUCACUGCUACUUUGAUGAUGUCACGUCGGUGGGCUCCUAUUUCCAUAAUUGCACUUUCAUCGAUGCGUUCUUCUUUAACACAGACAUUGAUGACUCCAAGCUGAUUGAUGGUACCGAGGUGGUCAACAGCACAUUCACACACAACAAGACAGGAUGCCAGAUGACUUUUGAUGAUGAUUACAGCGCCUACUGGGUUUACUUCAUCAACUUCUUGGGAACCCUGGCAGUUCUGCCUGGGAACAUCGUGUCCGCUCUUCUCAUGGAUAAAACGGGCCGUCUGUCUAUGUUAGGUGGCUCUAUGGUGUUGUCUGGCAUCAGCUGCUUCUUCUUGUGGUUUGGUACCAGUGAGUCUAUGAUGAUUUUCAUGCUGUGCCUUUACAACGGCCUGAGUAUCUCUGCCUGGAACUCCCUGGACGUAGUCACAACUGAAUCCUUCCCGACUGCCAGAAGAGGAACAGGGUUUGGAUUCUGCAAUGCAUUGUGUAAGAUGGCUGCAGUCUUGGGGAACCUGAUUUUUGGUUCUCUGGUUGGCAUCACAAAGGCAAUACCCAUCCUAAUGGCGUCCUCGGUGCUGGUGACAGGAGGUCUGGUGGGCCUUCGCUUGCCUGAUACCAGGGCCAAUGUCCUCAUGUAACACCAGCAGUACAACCUAAAGAAGACAAGAGAGCGCGGAGAAAGGAAUGCAAAUGGCUUGGGUCAUACAUAUCUUAAGUGUAUUAAUCAUAUUUAGCUUAAAGGCAACUUAAUCGCACCAGUCAGCAGUCCAAGAUUCCUUGCAAGUUAGUAAGUGUGCAUGUUUUGUGUGGACAUUUUACAAAACAUUGAAGGUUUCCUAUAAAAAUGUUGUUUCAUUACAUUCAAGGUGGGAUUCCAGCUGCAUCUUCGGUGGUGUCAUCACAUCGAUUAAACUCAAGGCUUUUAAUAUUGAUAGUCUUAUUAAGAGGAGCCAGAUGGGGAGAAAAGUGCAAAACAAGCUGUAAUGAGCUCAGCCAGCCUGCUGUGCAAUAACGGAGGGAAUAGAUGAUCACACGGAGCGGACGCACAACACAGAUGCACGGCAGCUGGUUUUCCCACAAAUACAACAUUUUGCAGUUGGUCAGUCAGGAAGCAGACAGGUGCAACACAAAAAACAUAUGAAAGCUCUCACAUUCACACACUUUCAGCUUGGACUGUGCCCAACUUUGCUUGCAACCUCUGCAAAGUGGAUGCAAAAAAUGCAAAGGCCUUUUGCAUUAACUAAAAAUGCAAAGUGCCAUACAGCUGUAUUUUCUUGUACUAACAAUAUAUUCAUGUUGAAUCUGACAACUUAAUUCACUCAAGUGGAAAAGCAAGUUCAUUGUGGCAUUGCUAUGAUGGCACAAUUAAUUGAAUCCAAACCAUUAUUGUUUAACUAUACUAAAAAAAACUCUCAGAGCGUCUUUUCUGGGUUUGCUUUGUUUUUUGCUUGCCUACGGCUGUGACUUUGAUAAUGACAUGCCAUGCUGCUUCCUUUUUUGGGGGAAAAAACCUAGAUACAAAUGGCCUUUUUUAAUGUGCCUCUCCUGAGCUGGAGCUGCUGCCCAUUGUGUUGUCCUGAGGUUACAACAAGAGGAAUCUAAAUUGGUAGUGUCAUUCAAAAUCGAAUAUAUAUAUAUAUAUGAACAUAUGUUAAAAACUGUAUUGGUAAUCAAUUCCAAUUCUUUUUGCUAAUUACACAGAUAAAAUAUUUAGUUUUUGUUGAAAUAAUUGUCGGAGAUUAAAGUAACAAUUGACAUCACUGAGCUUAAUGGUUAUGUGUCAUAACACUGAAAUUAAUGUACUAAUGCAAAAUGAAACAAAAAUGCAACAACAAUGCAAGUAAAUAGCUCUAUUAAGAUCAUAUUAAUAAUAUGGCUAUAUUGAUAUUUAUUAGGGGUGUCACCAGACACCCAACUCACGAGAUGAGACGAUACACGAGAUCGGGUCCACGAGGACGAGACGAGACAAGAUUUUAACAUGAACUACAAUGAAAAAAUAUGAAUGGACAAACUUGACUGAGUCACAAAACCAUGCAGGUGUGUUUUGAAAUGUUUAUUGUCUCACAAAUUGAUGCAAAAUUAUAUUAUUGUCUACAUUUUUUGAGACCAAAUAAACCACGGUUAUGAUAAUAUAUAAUAAUAAUAAAUACUAUAUUCUAUAGUAUAUUUAUAAUAUAAAAUAUAAUAUAUACUAUAAACUAUAAUGCAGUAUUGUCUUUUACAUGUGAUCUGUCUCCAAAGUUUCUGAAUUGGCGUUUGUGAGAUGACAGGCAAGUCAUACUUAUUUUAUUUCUGCAAUGAGCCAAGUUCCACAGAUGGUCCCAGUGCCACACUUUGGAUACUCGUGUGUUUUGCCAGCAAGACGAGGGGCUGCCAAGAACGAGGGGCGUGUCUCGUACGCUGUAGAAGCUGUAGAAUUACUACAGCUUCUGCUUGGAUAUUAACACGCUCCGCAGCUGUUUAAUGAAAAAAUAUCCACACGUCACUCGCUGACGCUGGGAACACCAAGGUAGGUGUAUGGAAAGCACUUAAUGUACGGUUCCGAUAAUGCCUAGCACACUUCCACUUUCAUAUUACAUUUAUUAUCAUUCAUAGUAGCAAUGUCACAGUGUAAUUGGCUUCUGGCUACCCUUUUCUUGUGCGACAGUUUUUCUCAAAACGAGAAAUCUCGUAAAGUUUUAAUCUCGCGAGAUCUCGUGACACCCCUAAUAUUUAAUCCUCCUGUCGUUUUAAAAUAAUGUAAAAAAUAUAUAUAUAUUUUUAUUUGUUAUUUUCUCAUAGACAUGGGGCCAUUGUACAACAUUGUGUGUACAACAUUGUCCAUAUCUAGACAUUGUGUGCAGCUUCUGUCUGGUCGUUGACCUUUCACUGCAGUUGUCUAGUCAAUAAUAAUUGACAAAACAAAUAUGUUUAGUUCCAAAUAGGAUUUUGUAAUAGUGGUUACACAUGAAAAUUGUUGCUGUGACAUACUGUACUUUAAAUAUUCAUCUAAUUUAUGUAUGUGACACAAACUUGCACUGAUAUAGAAAGCAGUGUUUUCUUUCCCCAAUGGAUCCAACACAUUACAUGCACAAAAAGACAAGCGUCAAUGAUAAUUAAAUACAUACAUAAAUAAAUAACAAGACGGGUUAAUAUGAUGAUCAACCUGUUGGAGAGAAAUUGUACUGUAUAUUACGCUUGAGGUAUUGGAAGACUUUCUUAUAGGUACCAUGCUGUAUCUUCCAAGUGUGUGUGUGUGAGUGUAAGCACGCAUGUGUAUGCAUACAACUACAGUAUAUUGUGUGUGCAUUCCAGACUGUAAAUAUUGUACAUAAUCAAAGCUGAUAUUAGGGAGCACCUGGAAUAAAUGUGUAUAAGCAGCCUUGGUUGGGUUGUGUGUCCACUGCUAUAUGUCCAUGUUGUGCAUCAUUGUGUGUCCUUGGCUUCAUCUAUCUCCCUUACUACCCUCUGUAUGUGUGUGUAUUAAACUUGCAUGGAGAAAAUCUGUUUUGUGUGAUUUUUUGUUUUGUUUUUGUUUGUUUGAAUUCUUUCUGCGGAAAACGAUGGCAAUAUUCAAAUGUUUGGUGAGGAAAAAUGUGAAUGUAUCACUCUUGUAAGUAAUGUCCAUCCUCUUCAUUGGAGGUAAUCAAAUGUAUGUGGACAAUAAAGUUGUGUGUAUUAUUGUGAAUAUUGGGCCUGCUAAGUCAUUGCUGAAAGUAGCUUUUCCGAGGUCCUUAAGUGUGAAAAUAUGUGGAGAAAUGUAUGCCAAAAAUGAUAUGAAUAUCUUAAUAACGGAAAAGGUCGCAAUUGCAGUUUGUGUUGCUUUUAAAAUAUCAACAAUAAACAAAA
Molecule: messenger RNA, 5648 nt
Organism: Dunckerocampus dactyliophorus (ringed pipefish)
Lineage: Eukaryota; Metazoa; Chordata; Actinopteri; Syngnathiformes; Syngnathidae
Gene: sv2ca
Product: synaptic vesicle glycoprotein 2Ca
Exons: 13
Coding region: 254-2458 (734 amino acids)
Biological process (GO): chemical synaptic transmission; transmembrane transport
Cellular component (GO): membrane
Molecular function (GO): transmembrane transporter activity
Source: RefSeq, a predicted model, not a curated record